UUGUUUUUGAGGUGGAGCCUGAUACCCCGAUUCUUCAGUGGACUGUCGGCAAGACGGGUUGCAUGAUUGAGGCCAAUAGUCAGUCGCAUAGAUCAAUACAUUAUACCAAUACGAAAGCUGAUUGCCUAUUGUGGAAAUAAUAAAGUGAGAACUCAUUCUAUUAUUAAAUCCUUGGAAAUCGGGCACAUUGAGGACGUGGAAUGAUGAAUUAUAUCAUAUUGGCGACCGUUUUUUCCAUGGUUUUCGCCGAAAAGUCACCUCGGCUGAAAUUCAUUGUAAAAGAGCCGGCCAGGUAUCACUUCUCCAAACCGGAGAACUACAUGUCAGUGUACCACCAGGAGGGCACCAACGUGCUGUACGUGGGGGGCCAGACAGUGAUCUACGUGCUGACGUUCACUGAAAGGGGGGUCCGCAACCUGCAGAUCCCUGUGGUAACUGAUGAAAACGCAAAGGCAGCUUGCAUCGCCAAAUCAGACCCACCAAAGUUGGAGUGCGACAAUUUCAUCACAGUCAUCCAGAAAGUCAAUGACACUUUUGUGGUAUGCGGGACAAAUGCAGGAACCCCCAAAUGCUGGCUGCUGGUAAAUGACACUGUGUUGACUGACGCCCCCACCAAUGGACAGAUGGCACCAGCCUCUGACAUCUCCCCUCCCUACCCCUCCCAGAGGUCCGUCAGUCUGUCUGCAGAUGGGAAUCUAUACUCUGCUCUGUCAGCAGUGGGGCGUCACCCUGGCUCUAUCCGCCGGACCUACGGCACUCAGAAGCUCCUGAAGACUGAGACCAAGUGGCUGCAGAGUCCCCAGUUUGGUGGAGCAGCAGUAAUACCAGCCUCUCAAAAACACAAGGAGGAGAUCUACUUCUUCUUCAGUGAGAUCAAUAAGACGGCCAUGGUGGAUGAGGAGCCCUACAGGUCGCGCAUCGGCCGAAUCUGCAUGGUGGACGAGGGGGGUAUAAAGAACCUGCUGGCGGACUCGUGGACUACCUUCCUGAAGGCCAGGGUGAUGUGUGGUGCGGGUAGCACCCCCCAGCAGUACAACAACAUCAGACAGGCGUUUGUGCUGUCUGAAAUGGCCCAGGAGAAGAGGACCGGGGUCAUGUACGGCCUGUUUGCCAACGCCUGGGACACAACAGUGAUAUGUGCUUACUCCAUCGAGGACAUUGACCAGGCCUUCGCCACGUCCAAACUGAAGGGCUACAGCAGUCCUCUGAUUGGACAUCGCCCUGGCACAUGUGCCUUCAAGAACUCCACGGCAGCCCACAACCCUAAGAUCCUGGGGGUGAUCAGGGACCACCCGGAGAUCGAGGACGUGAUUCGUCCGGUCGGGGGUGCUCCGCUGAACCUGCCCACCGAUGAUCACUUCACACACACUGUCGCUGCCAUGGUGCUGGCAGUCAACGACGAGCACUAUACUGUGCUGUACCUGGGAACAGAACAGGGGAAAGUGCUCAAGGUUCUGCACACUAUCGAGGAUGCCUUUAUCAUAUCCCAGUACUCCCUCUUCCAUAACGAGGGUCCUGUUCUAAGCAUGGCCAUCGACUCUAAGAAGGGCCACCUUUAUGUGGGCACGGCAAUGGAGGUCCAGCGCAUACCAUUGGCUGACUGCGGUCGCUAUGGAGACAGUUGCCGGGAGUGCAUUCUGUCUCGGGAUCCCUAUUGUGGUUGGGACGCAGCCAGGAGGAGGUGCACACCCAUCCCAGCUGGAUACAACAUCAGCACUGGGGCACUCACUCAGAGUCUGGACCACUCCAAUGCCUCUAUCUGUGGUGAAGCUGCUGCACUGAAGACCCAUAGGACAAACCCCAAACAGGUGGUGAUUGACUCGGACGGCCCCGUCAACCUCCCCUGCCCCGUGCACUCCUUUCACGCCACCUACCGCUGGGAGAAGGACAACUGUAUCCAGCACUACCCCUGCUUCAUCAUUGGAGACUCCUGUGUGCUGGAACCCACCCCUGGCCUGCCCCUUAAGCAGGGGGUGUUCCGCUGCAUGGCCACGGAGAACGGCUACAAGGUGGAGGUGGUCUCCUACAGGCUGGUGAUCAACAGUGGGCCUCUGCCUGCCUCCUUGGCCUCCACCCUGGGGCCCUCCCUCCUUCUUGCUGCAGCCACCCUCUGGCUCCUGUAACCAUUGCAAAUGCUAAAGCUAACCCCUUAGCCUCUAAGGCCCUCUCUCUGACAGACAGGAGAGGAGGGGCCACCAUACCCAGGUUAGGUUCGCAGAGCAUUGAUAUUAAUGGUCGGGUAAUGCGAUCAGUGUUGCCCGCAGAGACUGUUUUCAGAAAAAGUGUUUUUAAAUUUAUUUUCCGUUGUUCAGAAAAUGCCUGAAAAUAAGCCAAGCCAUUUAUUUUUAAAUAAUAUAUGGGCCUACCAUACUAACUAAUACUGUACUGUUUAAACAAAAAAAUACCUAAAACAAACUCAAAAUACAUAACAUUUAAACUUAAUUAAUACAUUAACAUCAAUAUGGGUUUUAUGGAAAGACAAACUAUAUUACCAUGUCUUAUUCUGAAUUUUAAAUACAGAUUCAAACCACAAGAUAUGCUUUGCGAACCUUGCCUGUCCACCCAAGAGAUGACAUCUCAUGAGUUGUGUUAAAUACAAUACCAAGCCAAUUUCUCUUUAUGGUUUCUCAACUUAUUUUGAAACUUGAUUGUGCUACUUUGUGAAUAUUUGAAGCUUGAAUACUGCUCUAACAUCUAAACAUCCUGUUGAAUGUCAUAAGUAUAGGCUAGUAAUUAGAAAAUGUCUGGUAUUGAGUAAAAACAAAAAAAGCCUUAACAAUUCUGGGACAUACCCCCUAAGCACAAUUUGCUGUGAAAGCAUAACUGCUCAAUUGUGUUGACUUGGAUCUGUGAAUGAGGUGGCCAAGUCUUACUUUGAUGCUGGGAGGAAGUGUCAUCAUUUUGACAAGAAGUCAUCUUUUUGACAGGAAGUAGGUAGAAGAGCGUGAGCUCAUCUUCGAACAUCACUGUGUCUCGGCAAGUCCUCUGUAGUAAAAGGCAGUUUUUGCAUAAUUUUAAUGGACAGUAUCAGACAUUCAUAUUAUGCUACUUCAUUUUCAAUAAACGUAAGUUCAGUAAACAUCAUUCAGUGGCAGGUGAGGCCAAAUUAGAAUUGAGUAGAUGACAUGUAGAGUUAGUUGCAUUUUGUAGUUUGCUAAAUAUGAGAAAAAGCUUGUGAUUAUAUGAGUACCGUGUGUUAAGUAUUUUAUUGCUCCGCAAAUGCUGAUUUCCACCAUUGCUGCCUAUGAAAGUUAUUCUUGACGGUUCAAGGUUUUAUACUGUACGGAAGUCAUGAGAGGACAUAUGAAUAAAAUAAAAUCAAUCCUUGUUAUGUCGAGAUAACAACUUAUUUAUCUCAUGAUCACGACAUAACAAACAUUUUGCCGAGGUCACAAGAUUAACUCUAUGAAUAGGAGUAGACGCAUUGAUGAUAGAUUGACAGCAUGGCUGAGGCGGUAGAGCGCAUAUGUUUUGAUCGAUUGCUACACUAAGGGAUGGUACAUUUCAUGCUAACAUAUCAGUCAUUAUCAGUUUAUAAAUUAGAAUGUUAGCCAGCUAAAUGUCCCUUACCUUGAACAAAGAGCUCUUGGGGCAUCUAAGCCGUCAUGGGGCAUUUGAGUCUUGAACGAUGCCUGACAGGCUGGCCUGUCUCUGAGGCUGUAUGCCACUCCCAAGACCACAGGCAAUCGCAUGCAAGCAACAAUGCAGCUAACUUGGCUAGUCUUGUGAGUGCGCAAGCUAUCUAGCUAGUUAGCUAGGUAGUCUUACUAGAUAGCUAGCUAGCUUGUUAUAUAUGCUGGUUGUUAGCUUGCAUAACUGAUAUGUGUAUAAUUGUAAGGGGCACUUCAUGUUUUAUGGAUAAUAUUACAAUUUACAGAGUGGGUGAGCACAAUUCCUGACAGGCUAAUAAGAUUACAUUUUAUCCUCAGACAUUGAUCAGAUUCAAUUGCAGUCUCAGAGGCUGAUGAAAUCAGGAUUCCACCUUGUAGGUUGUUUCAUAGGUAAUGCUCCUUGCAAAUCUGCCUGCAAAGAGAUUUACCUAUGAAAUAACCUACAGGGCAGCAUCCUGAUUUAUCAGCCUCUGAGGCUGAAAUUUAAUCUGAUCAGCCUGUCAGAAAUGCGGCUCACCCACUGCAAAUGUAAAUAUUAUUCACAAUAAAUGAAGUGUCCCUUAUAAUUUAUACACAUAUCAGUUAUGCAAGCUAACCACCAGCAUAGAUAACAAGCUAGCUUGCUAGCUAGAAAGCUCACAAGUAGAGCUGUGUUGUUUCUUGCAUAUGAUUUAAUAUGGUCUUGGGGGUGGCGGGCACCCUGGGAGACUGUGUCGCCUGUCAGGCAUCGUUCCGUGCUUAAAUGCCCCACACAGCCACAGGGCUCCUUGGUGAAGUGGUUAUCGGGCAUCUGAAGAAGAAAUGAAUGGGUGAUAAGUUGUACUUUUGAUUAUCUUGUGAUCUCGACAAAACAACUUUUGUUAUGAGAAAAAUAUGUCUUGAUCUCGACACAACGAGAUAACUAUUUUUUUAAUUCAUAUGUCCUCUCUGGAUUUCCAUAAUACUGUGGAUGUACAAUGAUGUUACUCAUUGACUGCUUUAACUAACCUAUUCUCAAUGGGAAAAUCCAGUGCACAAUACUCAAAGGGGUUAUUUUCAUACUUGUAUCUGUAUGCUGUAACAAAAGGCUUGACAUAAUUUGAUAGGAUCAUUUUGUGAAGUAGAACACUUUGAGCAGCCACCAUACUCUGGGGAGAAAGACUGAAAUUGAUUGACAUUUCUGGAAGAUAUGGAACAAAAUUCCUCUUUAAGCAAUAGAUGUUUUUUAUUUUAGCACCUGACCUCACAUAACAAUAGUGUAUGCUUUAUUGGAGGCAGAGAAUGUUUUCUGGGAGGGAGUGGUUUACUCAAAGCAAAUGUUGAAUGUAACAUAUUAAUAUGAACGUAGUUGCAACAAAGUGCAGGUCUAUUGUCCCCAUGUAUUGAUUGUUUUAUCUCAGUGCUGAAGCACCACCUUAUAACCACUACUGUGUUUUGAACUGUGCCACUGAGCUUUGUAGGCGAAUUUUGAAAUGGCAAAAAAAAACUGUCGCCUGAAAAUAUUGGUCGAAAACAGUCGACAUAAUGCUGUUCUUAGAACAGUUUUAGCCAUAGUUCUGCAGGUUCUAUCUUUCUCUCUGGGGGUGGCUGUAAGUUUGUUGUCUCGAGGUCUCGGAAGGAUCUGCUUGCUGCAUUGCACUGAUGCGGGUUAUUGACUGUGCCAAACAUAAGCUGUGUUGAGCCGCCUCAUCCGCCGCCUGCCGCUUCUCACUCACUUAGCACUUUGAGUAAUUGGUUUCCCAAAUCUCUUUCUCAAACUCACACACAUUCUUAUAUAUGUCACAAAUACACACAGGCAUGUAGGUGCGCGCACACACACACACACACACACACACACCUCUUGUUUACCAAUCACCCACUUCAAUCUCAUUCUCUUUACUCCAGUAUUUACUGUUGCUUAUCUGUUUCAUUGUAUUUUGAGCAUGAAGCUGGUGUGUCUCUGAAAACAGUGAACAGGAGCCACUCACUCAUACGCUAGCCAACACUAAUUAGGCAACUGAACCUGUAUCGCUCACUGCAGAGACAUACAAGCUCUUUUACCAAGACAGAUGGCCUAGUGUCAGUGGGUAUUGUUAAAAACGGUCAGUGAAUCGUGGCUGUGCAGAGUUGAUUGUAUUUGGCCUUUCAUGGAUUUCCAAGGGGCAGCAGUGAUAUGGGAGUUUGUUUUCUCUGGAGCACUUUAUUUAAUGACCACCUUCAUAGCCGGGAGUCCCCGCUUUGACGUGGACAUAAACAGUGGAUAUAUCGCAUGCGAGUGAUUAUCAUUAUCCUCGAAAGAUUUAAACUGGUUUGUUGUGUUCAAUUACCCGUUAGAUAAAUAAUGCCAGCAGAGAAAUAGAGUGAAGUGAAUUGUAUUGUCUUUAAAUCCUUUCUCUGGUGCUUUGGACAGUGUUGAUUGCAUUCUGUGUCUUAGUACAUUUGUAUUGGGAAUCAGCUUACCAAACUCGAUUGAAGAGGAGAUUGUAUUGGUAUCAUGCUCGUUAAUGCCUCACCAUAACCAUUUUUUUUAAGGACAGAUGUCUGUCUAUAUGAAGUGUUAAUACAUGUCCAUGUAACAGAUCUGUAACUCCAUAUGUUUCCCUUUACUGAACAUGUACAGUGAAAAUCAAUAAAGUAAUCAACUACA
Molecule: messenger RNA, 6216 nt
Organism: Oncorhynchus mykiss (rainbow trout)
Lineage: Eukaryota; Metazoa; Chordata; Actinopteri; Salmoniformes; Salmonidae
Product: semaphorin-7A
Biological process (GO): positive regulation of cell migration; semaphorin-plexin signaling pathway; axon guidance
Cellular component (GO): plasma membrane
Molecular function (GO): chemorepellent activity; semaphorin receptor binding
Source: RefSeq, a predicted model, not a curated record